Raphanus sativus (radish) is the source of this 1874-nucleotide messenger RNA. Its product is annotated as rab GTPase-activating protein 22. The transcript has 5 exons. The coding region runs from base 88 to 1713 and encodes 541 amino acids. NCBI's taxonomy places the organism in Eukaryota, Viridiplantae, Streptophyta, Magnoliopsida, Brassicales, Brassicaceae. The record is from RefSeq and is a predicted model, not a curated record. Gene Ontology annotation, molecular function: GTPase activator activity. Gene Ontology annotation, biological process: activation of GTPase activity.
GAGAAAGAGAUAGAUAAAGAUCUCAACUUUUCUACAGAGAGAGAGAGAGAGAGAGAGAGAGGAGCUAGUUCUCAAGCUUAGGCUUCGAUGAAAGCUCUAAGACGGAUUCAAACGAGGUCUUCGUUUCCAAAUCCUUCGUCGCCAUUAUUCUCUUCUCCUUCGUCUUCCUCUUCUCCGUGGUCUAACUUGCGUUCUGCUCUCGUCCUUGUCACUUCUUCAUCUCCCGCAGCUUCUUCCUCCAAUCCGCAUAGGCUAAAAUCACCGUGGUCACGGUUUAAACGGAGAAAGCCCCUGACGCUAAGCCGGUGGAAAAGAUUAUUCACUCCAGAUGGUAGACUUCGGAACAGGGGUGUUGAUUUGUUGAAGAAAGUCCGGAGCAGAGGCAUUGAUCCUAGCAUCCGGUCAGAGGUGUGGCCCUUCCUUCUCGGAGUGUGUGAUUUAAAUAGCUCCAAAGAAGAGAGAGGUGCUACAAGAACUCUUAGAAGAAAAGCGUAUGAGAUACUACGCAGGAAGUGCAGAAAGCUUCAAAGACAAGACAGUGGUGACGAAGACGACGACUUCGAGUUCAACAAGAUCCAUAAACCUGCUCAAGACGGGCGUAGUAGCUGGUCUUUUCCGCAAGACACUGACAGUUCUUGUUGUUCUGAUGAUCAGUCACUCUCUAGCGACAAAGAAAACACACAAGAUAUUGGGUGCAUGAGUGACGACGUCUCGUGUACUCUCGACAGAGACUACACUGUGAACUCUGAGUCUUCAGACUCAGAUUCUUCAGACGACAACAACAACAACAACUCCGUUCAUGUCUUUCCUUCUUCUACUCAUGAUGACAAUACUACAUCUCCAUCCAGCAUAUAUAAUAAUAAUAAUAUCUCCCGCACCAAAGAGGAUUUCGUGACGUGGCAGCGUAUCAUCCGCCUAGACGCCGUCCGUGCCGAUACAGAGUGGUUCCCAUACUCCCCCUCCCAAGCUUUAGUAUCCGAAGAUAAAGCACGCCGUGCUGCUGUAGCUGUUAGUCUAAAAGAUUACACUCACCUAGAACCAUGGAAGAUCUUUCACGCCGCGCGUCUCGUGGCCGUUCUCGAAGCCUACGCGUUGCACGACCCUGAGAUAGGCUACUGCCAAGGAAUGAGCGAUCUCCUCUCCCCGAUACUCACAGUCAUCCCCGAAGACCACGAGGCCUUCUGGUGUUUCGUAGGGUUCAUGAAGAAGGCUCGUCAGAACUUCAGAGUCGACGAAGUCGGGAUCACGAGGCAGCUCGGGAUAGUCUCGAAGAUCAUCAGAUCGAAAGACUCGCAGCUGUACAAGCAUCUGGAGAAAGUCAAGGCGGAGGACUGUUUCUUUGUGUACAGAAUGGUUCUCGUUAUGUUCAGAAGAGAGCUGACGCUGGAGCAGACGCUGUUUCUCUGGGAAGUGAUGUGGGCAGAACAAGCUGCGGUGAGAGCUGGGGUCGGGAAGUCUUCGUGGAGCAGUAGGAUAAAGCAUCGGGCCCCUCCUGCGGAUGAUCUGCUGCUGUAUGUGAUAGCAGCUUCGGUGUUGCAGAGGAGGAAAGUUCUCAUAGAGAAGUACAAUAGCAUGGAGGAGAUAUUGGGAGAGUGUCACGGUAUGGUUGGGAAACUAGACGUGUGGAAGCUCUUGGAUGAUGCGCAUGACCUUAUUAUUACCCUCCACACCAAGAUUGAACGGUAUGAUCACAUAAGGUCAGAAUCAAAAUAGGCAUAUGAUUUUUGUGUGGUGUGUUUGUUUCUCUGCAUGAGUUGUUUACUUGGAGAUAGAUGGGAUUGCUGUAUUCCCUUUUCAGUUUUCUAUGUGUACAAACAAGUUUUGUGCCGGGAAAGAGAAUCUUUCUCCGGUAAAUAUAAUAAUUGUGGAUUACA